GUGAGUAGAUUUAAAAUUUGAAAUUUUUGAGGUUAUGAUGACAAUAACAAAUAAACAUUGAUUUUUCUUAGGUUUCAUUGUAAUGAAGAGAAUCUCGAUCUUAUUUUAAUUUCAAUAUGAUUAAUUAGUUUUCGUUUCAUAACUAUAAAAAGAUGGCAAGACCUAUAAGUGCUGAUAUUGGGGAAGGUGUCAAGGAAUUAAUAAAGCAAAUAUCUGGCUUUGAAGAGGGCUCUGAACCAUUUAUCCAUGUACAAAAAUACUUUCUAACUAAACUGAAAAAUUCUGAUACAAUGUAUUUUCUCAAUAAACGUGAUGUAGAUCGAAUUAUGUCUGGGAUGGCAGAAAAAUUCAAUUUUCAUGGAUUUUUCAACCAAGCAAAAGCAUUACAAGAUGCAUAUGACAAUUAUAUUCCGCCUGAUUUGCCAAAGGAUUUUCUUUCAAAUCGUCUAAACAUUGUAAAAUUUCUCCUUUGCAUGUCGGAGAAACCAACCAGUAAAUUCCUCGAAAAACCUGAGGAAUAUGAAAUGAAGCCAGAAGAGGAGGAAGAAGAAGUAAAUUGGGCAGAGUACCUUAAAGAAGGCAUUGAAAAUUGGGCCCCAGAUUUCGAUGAGAGCAGUGAAUACUCAGAGGAUUCUUCAGUUGGUGAUAUUUUCAACGAGUUGGGAGAUGAAUGUUCCAGUUCUACACAUACACCUCAACUCAUAACGAGUACCGAGAAAGAUGUCAUUGUGAAUUUGAGAGCAAAUAGAGAAGAACUGCUGAAUACAAUCCAACAUUCUUGGUAUAAUCAGGACCAUUUUCACGAAGCUCCUUUCAGCGAAUUGAAGGAAGCCAAUGUGGGAAUAAACUGGGAAAAUUUCCUUGAGAAGCAAGUAAUGGGACUCAUAGUUAUGCCGAAGGUUUCUGUAAUUUCAGAAUACAAAGUUAUACGAGAAGUUUUGUGGCAGUUAUGGACUCCCCACACGUCUGCCGUUUUUGAAUUUGAAGGAAACACUCUCAAGCCCAGGGAAAAUGUUACAAUAUCUAGUACACGUUCAAUGACUUUGGAAAGUUUCCUGCAGAAUCAGUUCAUUCCUUUCAUAGAAUUGACAGAGUUUUUUCGAGACUUUUCCAAAUCUUUGGACGUCAAGUCUGAUGAUUACAUCAUGUCAGUUCCCCAAACUUUCAGGAGCUACAAUAAUUCGCUACUGAAUAUUAUCAGGCCUAUUUAUGUGGAAUUAUCAAAUCUGGAGGACAGAAUCCGAGAACAAGAAUCUACUUAUACUUUGCUGAAUCUCGCUAGAGACUUGGAAGAAAUUUUGGAACCCAUGUUUCUGCUAAAAAAAAUACACAACCACAUUGUGAUCGAUUUCAAAAGAAACAGUCAUUUGACUUGUGCAUCAACUCUCUUAGCACGUCUUCACGACAGCAUAGAACAUUCGGAAAGCAAAUUGGAUCAGGAUUUGAGACUGGCUCUGUACCUAGGAAGCUUAUAUCACUACUUCAGCUUGAUUGAUUCGUGGUUGAUGAAGAAUGAUCUUACUGAUUACUCGUGCGAAUUUUUGAUCAACAAUAAAACAGUCAUUUUGAAAUUCUUUGAACAACACAUUUUCUCAUUAAACCUUUANGAUAUAUGUAAACUAAAUUUUGAUCUGUAUGAAGAAUUGGACAAGACUUCCAAAGAGAAUGGUGUGAUGAAAAUCAUCAGAGAUAUGGUCCUGCAAAUCGGUCGGAAUUUGCAUCUACUCCGAUUGCUAGGAAAGUUUUCCUUUAUCAAUGAGUCGAAAGAAACUAUUCAUGAGGAAUUUGUUAGGAAAACUCUGGAGGGACUUUGUAAAUUCUUCGAUGUUGAUACAAAACCAUUCAUAACAAUACAAACUGCUGGAGAUUCAUUAUCAGAUGAUGAUGAUAAUGAAAUGAAAUACAAAUAUCCCGUGGUGUGCACAGAAGAUUGUAAGAAACCUACUGAAAUGGACAAACUUGAGAACCUCGUUGACACAACUGAUGGGUUUUUGAUGUAUGCUUUUGAGGACUAUUUCAUUGAACAGCCAAAGAAAAUACAACCACUGCAAUUGACACUCUAUGAGAAGAUAUCUAGAAUAACAACUACAUUUUUUCCAAUAUCAAAUUUCUUUGAGAACAUAUUGAGUGGCAUUUUGAAAGAGCGGUUCACAGUGUCCGGUCUAAUGGUGAAAAAUAUGCUGAUUGAACAGUACUUUCUGGAAAAGCAGUUUCAGUUCCUGAGGCACAUGUUCUUAUUUUUUGAUAAUAUGAUAUUUCCGUUUUACAUGCGCCUUUUCAAAAAAACCAAUUCAUGCAGCAAAAAUUGGGGAAACGACAUUUGGUUAACGUCCCAUCUCCAAGACAUUAUUAUGGACGCCUAUCCCGAAUUCUAUGAUAAAUGUGCUGUUCAAGUUGGGAAGAAUUGGAGAGUUUGUUCUGAUUCGUCAGAAGCAUGUGAUAUGACAAGUUUGGUUUAUGAAAUUCAGUGGCCUUUGAAUAUCAUCAUUAGUCCCAUACAUAUGGCUUUGUACAAAGAACUAUUUCAUUUUAUCCUGAAGAUAAAAUGGGGACUGUAUACCUUGAAUCAUCUUGUAUUUACAGACUUGGAACCCAGAAAAAAAACUUGUCAGAAGGACAAACCCAAAUCACACAAAUCCACAAUAAUGAAACUGAAAUUUCUUAAAUUCGGUCUAACCAAUCUGUUAACUAGCAUCCAGCACUACAUUUUUUCAUUCAUAUUUUCAAAAUGUUUACAGAAAUUUGAACUUGAUUUUGAAAAAGCCAAUGAUUUGUCCUCUGUAAUGGCCUCGCAUUCAGAAUUCAUAAACUUUCUACAUUACUGCUGUUACAAGCUGUGUCCGAGUUUUGAAAACCAUGUGGAAUAA
Molecule: messenger RNA, 2867 nt
Organism: Leptinotarsa decemlineata (Colorado potato beetle)
Lineage: Eukaryota; Metazoa; Arthropoda; Insecta; Coleoptera; Chrysomelidae
Product: gamma-tubulin complex component 5
Biological process (GO): microtubule nucleation; mitotic cell cycle; spindle assembly
Cellular component (GO): spindle pole; microtubule organizing center; gamma-tubulin complex
Molecular function (GO): microtubule minus-end binding; gamma-tubulin binding
Source: RefSeq, a predicted model, not a curated record